GGAGAAGGUGUCUCCCAGUCCCAGAGAAGAAAACAGUUCCAUUUUCUAAUUAAAAAACAUUUAAUUAAUUAUUGAUUUACUUGUAGUCGGCGGGGCCAAAGAGGUCUCUCUUUCGCAAUUCACAAACGCAACGAUCGAUCAAAGUUUUAUUUGUUGAUUUUCUGUUGAAUUGAUCAGAUAAUCUCCGUUUCUCUGAGUUUUAGAGAGAAGAUGGUGGCUGCGAAUAGGGAAAUGGCGGUCUACUGCUUCGACACUCUCGUCGCUCACUACAACAGCGAGGAGGCUCCGCCUCCCGCCUUCGAUGAAGGCCAGCACCCAUUAUUUGUCACUUGGAAGAAAGUGGUCAAUGGUGGGGAGCCUAGUUUACGUGGGUGCAUUGGAACUCUGGAAGCCCAAUGCUUAAUUAACGGCUUCAAGGACUAUGCCUUAACAAGUGCUUUGAGGGACCGCAGAUUCCCCCCUAUACAAGCUAAAGAAUUGCCUUCUUUAGAAUGCACAGUUUCAGUAUUGACUGAUCAUGAAACUGCUAAUAACUACCUUGAUUGGGAGGUUGGAAAGCAUGGUAUAAUUAUUGAAUUUACUGAUCCUGACUACAAUGUUAGGCGAAGUGCUACAUAUUUGCCUGAGGUGGCUGCUCAUGAAGGUUGGACUAAAGUGGAGGCCAUAGACUCGCUGCUGCGUAAAGCCGGGUACAAUGGUGCCAUCACUGAGUCACUCCGGAAGCGUAUAAAGCUGACCCUCUACCAAAGCACAAUAUUUACCUUGAGUUAUCGCGACUACAUCAGUUAUGUUAAGGCAACCAGGGGUCCAGCUUCUACUAUUCAUGGGACGAAGACCAUCAGCUAUUGAUUGUUCUGAACAGUUUUUGCCAUGUUGGCAAGACUGUUUUGCCUCAUCAAAAGAAUUAUCUCAAACACAAUUGGGUUGGAAUUAUUUCUUUAAUUCACCCUAGUUUCAAUCAUUCCAGUAACCUGUUUGUAUCAUUCUUCAAUUUCAUUUGAUUUUGAAGAGGGUAACUGUCAACAUCCUAACAGUGAAUCUAAGUUUCUCUGCUUUUUCAUAUGCAUCAUCAAUGUGUUAGCAGCUUUGGAGAGCUGUACUGUUGUAAAAUUACUUGAAAUUAUUACAGGGUGUUUCUAAUGUUGUCUUCUAUUUCUA
This is a messenger RNA of Tripterygium wilfordii, 1158 nucleotides long. RefSeq lists its product as uncharacterized. The coding region runs from base 211 to 849 and encodes 212 amino acids. The record is from RefSeq and is a predicted model, not a curated record. The transcript has 5 exons. NCBI's taxonomy places the organism in Eukaryota, Viridiplantae, Streptophyta, Magnoliopsida, Celastrales, Celastraceae.